Messenger RNA from Onthophagus taurus, 1006 nucleotides. RefSeq lists its product as uncharacterized. NCBI's taxonomy places the organism in Eukaryota, Metazoa, Arthropoda, Insecta, Coleoptera, Scarabaeidae. The record is from RefSeq and is a predicted model, not a curated record.
UUGUGAAUUUAUUUUUUCAUAACAAAAAUUAAAAAUAAAACACCUUGAAUUCCAUUUUACUUAAAUGUUUAUUGCAAACGUAAUAUUUAGUUUAUAUAAUCGUGUAAUUAUAAUAUAAAGUACUUAAAGAGAAAAGUUUUACUGAAUUGGGGGCACUUAACUCUAAAACGUGUUAACUUAACUCCUUAAAAACAAAGAAAAUUACACUAAAAUGGAUAUUUUAACUAAAACUGUAUCAGAAAAAUUCAAUUCGAACGUUAUUUCGGACAUAGUUAACAAAAAGAGUAAAUUCACAAAUCCAAUUGUUAAAAACAUCUCUUUUGGGGCUCCCACAACAAAAGGAGAAUCUUAUUUAAGUCUUGUGACCAGAUUUUCCAUUGAAAUAUGUGAAGCUGGAUCUGACAAAGAAACUGAAACAAUCCCAAUCAUCGUAAAAUCAUUUCCAAGCAAUUUAGCUCGAAAAGAAACAUUCCGUUCAGUUGACUUCUUUGAAAACGAAAUUCUAUUUUACAAUAAAGUUUGGCCAUGUUUAGAUGCAUUCCAAAAAUCGAAAAAUGUUAAAAAUCCUUUAGAUAUUGUUCCAGAGUAUGUUCAUAAAUUCAUUUAUUUCGCAUUUAAAUAUUUUUCUCAUUUUAGGUGCCUUUCAGCAUUUACGGAUGGAAAAAACGAUUUUAUUGCAUUAACAGAUUUGUGUUAUUCAAAAUAUGGUGGAUUACCAAGAAACACCAGUUUAAAUUUUGAGCAAACCAUCGAAAUUAUUCGAACAUUUGGGAAAUUUCAUGCCAUCUCACUAGCUUUAAAUGAUCAAAAACCUGAUGAGUUUCAAAAAAUCAUUUCAACUUUACAAGAAACUUAUUUUGAUGAAAAAUUUAGAUCUUGGUACACACCAGUGAUGAAUAAACUUCUUCCUGUUUUAAAGAGUUAUUUAUGUCAAAACUGACUUUGACAUAUUAUAUAUUACAGGGAACUGUACUUAAAUUAUAAAUUAUAAAAUUUUAUUUUAAAA